UGAUUUUCUAAUAAUAAAGAAAAAAUCAUCAAAAUGUCAAAAUUGGGUACUUUUGGUGUUAAAAUCGAUCAUAAUUCAAGAAUGAAAGGCGAUGGAGAAAAGAUAGAACUACUAAAUUUUCUCUUAUUAUAAGUAACAUUACGAAAUACGUGUCUUUAGUUAUUUAAGUUUUUUAUGAAGUAGUUCAACACUUGGCACAAAGAGAUUAGGUGAUUCCCCUAAAUCUCCUAGUACCGUUUCGAUUACUAAGUGAAUGUCUAUUAAAAAUGUUGUAUUUAUUUAGUUUAUGGUAGAAACUGUUUACAUUUUCUAUAAUUUUCCUAGAAAAAAUAAUUACUACCUUUUCUAGCUUUGGUAAAUCCCGUAUCCUCGAGUUAUUUAAAUGGAGGAUUUUUCCUGGCGUAAGAAUUAUUUUAGGCCUUUUUAUUUUUUGUGAAAUAGCUCUUAUACCCGGAGUGACCCGGAGAAAAUAUCUAAUAAACCGAAGCCCCGAGACCAUAUGUCAAAAUCCGGAGUCUCUGGGUCUAUCUUAUCUAUCUUGUAUUGACUUCUAUUUCCAAGUUAGUUUCCCGUUGAUAUGAAAUCGCAAGUACUUGAAGCUCUCCACAUACCUCACAGGGCUAGCUCAAUGAUUGGACAAUGUAUUUUUCUUUUUUUAGUGAAAAGAACUGCUUGUUGUUUGUCUAGAAAAGAUUUUACAACCUCUAGUGCUCGAUUCAUGUGAUUUUCCAUUUCAAUGUUAGCAGAAGUACAAUAUAAUACUAAAUCAUCUCAUAAUUUUUUUUAAAUUCCUCAAAUUAUAAAAAAACUAAAUUUGAGGUUAAUUUUUUUAUGGAAUGAUAAAAUUUUUAAUAAUUUAAGCAAAAUUAAAACAAUGGUUAUCUUAUCGAUUUCUCUAAAACCUGAUAAUAUUCAUAAAUUUUAUCAGUUUUAUUAUAAAAUAAAUUUUAUAAUAGUUAUAAUUCGUUUAUCGUUCUAAUAACAUCAGUAUGAACGAAGAAUAUGAAACCUACGAUAAAUACUUUAUUUAUUUUUUCUACUUUCUAAUUAUUUACAUCUUUUAUACUUACCGAUUUUAUUAUUUUUCUUUAAAAAAUGUGCCCAUUUUAAAUCCAACGAUCCCUUUUGGUGAUUUAAAGAAAAUUUUUAAACCAAAGAAACCCCGCUUCGAAUAUUUUCAAGAGUAUUAUAACAAAUUUAAAUUGAGGGGGCACAAACACGGUGGAAUUUUUAUGUUUUUUAAACCAUAUUACGUUCCUGUUGAUUUAAAUUAUGUUGAGGCGAUUUUGGGGAAAGAUUUCGAUAAGUUUAGUUCGAGGGGAUUUAAUGUUAAAUCGAAUAAAAUUAAUGAUAAUUUAUUUAAUUUAAACGGCGAAAAAUGGAAAAUUUUAAGGGUUAAAACGACGAAGAUUUUAUUGAGGGAUAACAUUAAAAGAUAUCUUCCAAACGUUGAAAAAGUAUUAACGAAUUUCACGAAAUAUUUAGAUAAAAACGACCAAAAAACGAUUAUAAUUCAAGAAAUUAACAAGAAUUUUAGUUUAGAUUUAAUAGCAAACUUAUAUUUUGGUAUCGAUUUAAACAAUUUCAUCGAAAAAAAUCGUGUGUUUGAAAAGAAUGUUUUAGCACUCCACAAAAAGUCUUUGUAUAAUUCAAAAUUUUAUAUUUUUUCGUUUUUAUUUCCAUAUUUAUUCAAACUUGAUACAUUCCCAAAGAAAACUGUUAAAUACUUUAAAAAAUCGUUAGACGAAACGAUUGAUUUUCGCGAAACAAAUCAAAUCAAAAAGAACGACAUCCUCCAAGUCAUUUUAGAAGAAAAUAAAGACUUAAAAAUUGAUGAAAUCGUCUCCCAGUGUCUUUUACUCAUAACUUUUACCAAUGAAACAAUUUCAAACACAUUAAACUUUCUUAUCUUUGAACUAUCAAGAAAUCUUCACGUUCAAGACAAAUUAAGAGAAGAAAUCCAAGAAAAAGUCGCUCAAAAUGAAUUAAAUUGUGAUCUUAUUAACCAAAUGGAUUAUUUAAAUCAAGUUUUAAACGAAACAUUAAGAUUAUACCCAAUCAUUCCAACAAUCAUAAGAAAUUCAAUGAAAGAUUAUCAACUUCCCGGUGAUAAAAAUGAAGAGACUUUAAGUGCAGGAACCGGAGUGUUAAUUUCAAUUUUGGGGAUUCAUAAGGACCCGGAAAUUUACGAAAAUCCAGAUCAAUUUAUCCCGGAACGAUUUGCCGAAGAAAACUGUGUAAACAGACAUCAUUAUGCUUUUUUGCCUUUCGGGGAAGGACCGAGAUUGUGCCCGGCGAUACAAUUUUCUAAAAUGAUACUAAAAGUCACCUUGAUAACUUUAAUAAGGAGAUUUAGAUUUGUUUUGGAUACUAGUAAAACGAAAAAUUUGGCUUUUAAUAAAGGCUCGGUGGUAAUGAGACCGAAAAAUUCUUUGUAUGUUAGAGUUGAAAAGUUGUGUUAAAUGUAAAUUAUAUUAAUAAAGGGUUUUUUAAUGAA
This is a messenger RNA of Onthophagus taurus, 2497 nucleotides long. Its product is annotated as cytochrome P450 6a8-like. The record is from RefSeq and is a predicted model, not a curated record. NCBI's taxonomy places the organism in Eukaryota, Metazoa, Arthropoda, Insecta, Coleoptera, Scarabaeidae. Gene Ontology annotation, molecular function: iron ion binding; monooxygenase activity; heme binding.